This is a messenger RNA of Talaromyces marneffei, 699 nucleotides long. RefSeq lists its product as uncharacterized. The transcript is spliced from 6 exons. The coding region runs from base 1 to 699 and encodes 232 amino acids. Gene Ontology annotation, cellular component: kinetochore; cytoplasm; nucleoplasm. Gene Ontology annotation, biological process: mitotic spindle assembly checkpoint signaling. NCBI's taxonomy places the organism in Eukaryota, Fungi, Ascomycota, Eurotiomycetes, Eurotiales, Trichocomaceae. The record is from RefSeq and is a predicted model, not a curated record.
AUGUCGGCAGAUAAGGAGAAAUCCAAGGUUCAUAAAUUGUUCUUGAAAGGAUCAUCGAAACUGGUUGCUGAAUUUUUUGAAUAUUCCAUCAACUCAAUUCUCUAUCAACGAGGUGUCUACCCAGCAGAAGACUUCUCUCCUGUCAAGAAAUAUGGCCUCAACAUGCUCGUCUCCUCCGACGACCAAGUCAGAGCAUACAUCAAGAAGAUCAUGUCACAAUUAAACAAAUGGAUGAUAGGCGGCAAAAUCUCAAAACUCGUCGUGGUUAUCACAAGCAAAGAGACCGGCGAACACGUGGAGCGAUGGCAAUUCGACGUCCAGAUCUUCAAACAAGCGGCCGCAGCUGGACGCAAGAAGUCAAGUACUGCCGACAAAGAGAACUCUGCCACCGCCGCAGUAGAUAGAGAAAACGCAGCAGCAGCAGAAGAACCGACGCCAGAAAAGACUGAAACUCAGAUCCAACAAGAAAUUCAAGCUAUAUUCCGUCAAAUCACGGCUUCGGUGACAUUCCUACCUGUCCUCGAUGGGAAUUGUACUUUCAACGUUCUUGUCUAUGCAGAUGCCGACUCGGAUGUGCCCGUGGAAUGGGGUGACAGUGACGCAAAGGAAAUUACGAAUGGGGAGAAGGUGCAGUUGAGGAGUUUUAGUACGAAUAACCAUCGGGUGGAUACCUUGGUGAGUUAUCGGCUUGCUGAUUAG